Plenodomus lingam JN3 is the source of this 759-nucleotide messenger RNA. RefSeq lists its product as uncharacterized. The record is from RefSeq and is a predicted model, not a curated record. Gene Ontology annotation, molecular function: hydrolase activity. Lineage: Eukaryota; Fungi; Ascomycota; Dothideomycetes; Pleosporales; Leptosphaeriaceae.
AUGCGUCUUUCACUCCUUUCUCUCAUACCCAUCGCUCUCGCGACUCCAGCAGUUCUUCUGGAGCCUGCUGAGAAGCCUGUGUACUGGCUUCUCGCUGGAGACUCUAUAACCGCACCAAAGCUUGGAUGGGGCAAUUCCUUUCUCAAUAACACAGUUCCGAGUGGCUCUUUCGGUCACAACUUCGGGCACAGUGGUGCAACAACCGCGUCUUUCAGGACGUCUGGCGACUGGGGUAAUGUCACCGCGAACAUAGGAACUCACAAGAACCGAUUUCGCGUUUACGUGACCAUGCAAUUCGGACACAAUGACCAAAAGCCUGAUUCUGGUGUUUCACUUCAAGCUUACUCUACAAAUCUCGAUAAUUUUGCGAAGGAGGUAGUCACUGCGGGCGGAACACCUAUCUUAGUCACCCCUCUGACCCGGCGCUCAUUCAACAGCACGACUAACCGUGUUAUCGAGAGUCUAUCGAAACAACGCGAUAUCACCAUCUCCGUCGCGAACUCCGGGCAUUACCACUUCAUCGACCUCAACAAGGCGUCGACAGACUACGUCAAUGCGAUUGGUUCGAAAGAGGCUGACAAGUACAACUACAUUCCUAGCGAUCACAUCGAUCGGACGCACCUAACCAAGGCCGGCGCUAAUGUUUUCUCGAGGAUGGUGGCCGACUUGAUCUUGACAAAAUACCCGAAGGAAUUCAACGGUUUCAUCAAGAGAAACGAUACGCUCAGCGCCCUGAUUGCAGCGGGCAAGCCUGCCUAA